Pleuronectes platessa (European plaice) is the source of this 1555-nucleotide messenger RNA. RefSeq names its product actin related protein 2/3 complex, subunit 1A (gene arpc1a). Gene Ontology annotation, biological process: Arp2/3 complex-mediated actin nucleation. The transcript has 11 exons. Gene Ontology annotation, molecular function: actin filament binding. The coding region runs from base 351 to 1463 and encodes 370 amino acids. Lineage: Eukaryota; Metazoa; Chordata; Actinopteri; Pleuronectiformes; Pleuronectidae. The record is from RefSeq and is a predicted model, not a curated record. Gene Ontology annotation, cellular component: Arp2/3 protein complex; actin cytoskeleton.
GGAGGACUCAGGCGGAUGCUCAGUUGAAUGUAGCAGCUAGCGUGAUGAUGCUAAGCUAGCUGUCAGCCAGGCAUCCACGGGUUUCGCUGCCGACUUUAGCCGCCGGAUGCUCCGGGUCGUGUCCCGCUGGCCGUCUUGACAUUCCCUCCUCAACACUCCCGGACGAAUUCGUGUCGACUGACCAGAGUCCGCGAAUUCAGGUCCAACCCCGACGGAACCUCUUCCCCCCCGACACAGACACAUACACACCGCUAGCGUCGCUUAGCUCGCCGGGCUAACGAGACCGACACCCGGGGUCUGAGGAGAGAGCUGUGUGACCGGUCAGACUUGGAGGGCCACACCCAGACAAGAUGUCCCUGCAUCAGUUCCUGCUGGAGCCCAUCACCUGCCACGCGUGGAACCACGACAGGACGCAACUCGCCAUCAGUCCCAAUAACCACGAAGUUCACAUCUACAAGAAGAGCGGCAACCAGUGGGUCAAGACCCACGAGCUGAAGGAGCACAAUGGACACAUAACAGGCAUUGACUGGGCUCCCAAAAGCGACCGUAUAGUGACGUGUGGCGCCGACCGGAACGCCUACGUGUGGUCCCAGAAGGAGGGCGUGUGGAAGCCCACGCUGGUCAUCCUCAGGAUCAACCGAGCCGCCACCUUCGUCAAGUGGUCUCCACUGGAGAACAAGUUUGCAGUCGGCAGUGGAGCUCGACUCAUCUCCGUCUGCUACUUUGAGUCUGAGAACGACUGGUGGGUGAGCAAGCACAUCAAGAAGCCGGUCCGCUCCACCGUCCUCAGUCUGGACUGGCAUCCCAACAACGUGCUGCUGGCGGCUGGCUCCUGUGACUUCAAAUGCAGGGUGUUCUCAGCCUACAUUAAGGAGGUGGAGGAGAAACCAGGCCCCACACCCUGGGGCAGCAAGAUGCCAUUUGGGGCUGUGUUAGCAGAAUUUGGAGGAGCGGGUGGAGGAGGUUGGGUCCACUCUGUCUCUUUCUCUGCAUCUGGUAACCGCCUGGCCUGGGUCAGCCAUGACAGCACUGUCACUGUGGUGGACAGCUCCAAGACUGCCAGUCCUUCACAGAUGAAGACGGAGUUCCUCCCUCUCCUCAGUGUCCUUUUUAUCUCAGAGAACAGUCUGGUAGCAGCGGGCCACGACUGCUGCCCCAUGCUGUUCCGCUGCGACGACGGUGGAACGCUGACGUUCGUGUCGAAGCUGGACCUCCCGAAGCAGAGCAUCCAGAGGAACAUCUCUGCCAUGGAGCGCUUCAGGAACAUGGACAAAAGAGCCACCACCGAGGACCGCAACACCGCCCUGGACACACUGCACCAGAACAGCAUCACCCAAGUGUCUAUCUAUGAAGGAGACAAAAGGGAUUGUCGCAAGUUCUGCACCACAGGCAUCGAUGGAGCGAUGACUAUUUGGGAUUUCAAGAGUCUAGAAGCUUCUAUCCAGGGUCUCCGCAUCAUGUGAAGAAAUCUUGUGAAUGAAUGAAGAAACGCCGCAGCCUCACGUGUCGCCCCCCCCCCCUCCUUCCUCGCCCUCACCCCUCCCUCCCUCCCUCC